This is a messenger RNA of Mytilus californianus (California mussel), 2843 nucleotides long. Its product is annotated as lachesin-like. The coding region runs from base 29 to 1183 and encodes 384 amino acids. The transcript has 7 exons. Gene Ontology annotation, cellular component: neuron projection. Lineage: Eukaryota; Metazoa; Mollusca; Bivalvia; Mytilida; Mytilidae. The record is from RefSeq and is a predicted model, not a curated record.
UUUAUUAUUAUGGGUAGAAAGAAAUGAAAUGAACCUUUUCGCCUUUUUGACUGUCUUGUCAUCAACAAUUGUAUGUGUAAGCUCUAUGGGUACUAGACCAGAAAUUGUUGAUGACAUUUUACCAGAGGUGAAGCAACAAGGUCAGAUUGGGUAUCUCAACUGCUCGGUAAUAAACUUGGAUCCAUCAUCAGCGGAACUACAAUGGGUUAAACGAACAACACCAUCAGGAACACCAUUACUUAUAUCAUCGAAUGAAAAUAUCCAUAUUAAUGAUGUAGUUGAAGGUCAUCCGAAAUAUUAUAUCAGAAAAUCAGCUUAUAAUAAUAGGGAAUUGUACCAACUUAUUAUACGGGCAUUAACUGAAACUGAUGCCGGCUACUAUUCGUGUAUGAUCAGACUCUCCAAUCAGAACUAUUUACAAUGGCCGAAAAAGCUUGGUCUUCUAACUGUCCAGAUUGCACCAACAGUAAAAUUAGACAGUGCAUCAAAUAUUGUUGUUCAGGAAGGAUCUAACAUAACACUGAAAUGUGAAGCAAACGGUAUUCCAACUCCAAAUAUAACAUGGAAACGAGGCGACGGUCUUCCAUUACCAGGAGGAGGAUUUCAACAUUGGGGCGGAGUUUAUCAAAUCUACAAUAUAAAUGCAGUAAACCGUGGACAGUUUUUAUGUAUAGCUGACAAUAAUGUGAAGCCACCAGCAGAUUACGCUGUUCAGAUAGAGGUUACGUUUUCACCAUAUUGUGAGGCUCAGUUGGAUUCUGUAGGCCAAGUUCAGAAUAGGAGAUUUAGUGCCAAAUUAGACUGCAUUGUAGCAGCAAACCCUAGAGCGGAAGUAAUUUGGUAUAAAGUAAAUCCAGCUACAGGUUCUCUCGACCAAAUUCAAGAUAAUGAUAAAUAUGAUCUGAAUCAACAAGAUGACCAGAGAUUAAAAGCUGACGAGAAGUGGUACUCACUUACAAUAAAAACUGUUCAGGGUAGUGACUUUGGAAAGUUUUUUUGUCAUGCGCAGAACCGGUUUGGUAAAGGGAACGCUUCAUUUGUACUUUUCGAAACAAUGGAAUGUCAAGGACCAAACUGUCCGUCUAUUGGCGGGAAUGGAGCACAAAAUGUACACAUUUCUGUUUUAACUUUUACACUUACAAUCAUAGCCAGUUAUUUUUUUAUAUUAUUGGAAAUAAGAUGAAUGAAGGGUUUUCUCUUGUACAAAACAAUAUGUCUCUGUUUUAUAAAUGCAUGUAACUUUUCAUUUUUGAUUUAUAUUUAUAUACUUGUAUAUAAUACACGAAGGAUCACUUCUCCUUUGGUAUUGUUUGGUUUAAUUGAAAGCAUUUAACUACCAAACUAAAUUGAUAAUAUCCAUCUUUAUGUUGAUGCACAUGAAUUGAUUGUAGUUGUGUAAUGCAACUUUCAGCACUAUUGGCUUAGGAUACCGGAGUGCCCGGAAAGAAACAUUGACCAUCGGCAGGAAAACUGGCAUUCCAGGUCAAUUAAGAUUGGAAUCGAAUGCACCUGCCACGUGCUGGGUUCGAACUCAAAACCUCAGUGUUGACAGGCUAGUGAUAUAGUAGACGAAUUACUUAGUUUACUAGACCACCGCGUCCCCUGAUGUGCAUGUACUGAAAUUUGGGAAUCACAAUACAAAUAGAGCGAUAUAUAUGUAGUAGACAAUAACCCGUUAAUAGAAGUUUCAAACUGAACCACAGUAGAUCUCUAGAUGACUAACUCUUAGAUAUCUUUUCUUUAUAUAUUUGUUUUUAUAUAUACUCAAAUGACUACGAAACAUCCGGUUAUGUCUAGGGGUUGACAUUACUACUACAUUGUAUGCAUAAUACUAUAUAAUACUUGGAAGAACGCUUUAUUAGUGAGAUUUUGAAAUGCUUCAUCUCUGCUGUGUAGUUUGUUUCUUUAUUGUACAUGUUGUAUAUAUAUAUAUAUAUAAAUACUGGCUGUAUGUUAUACAUAAUACAUGUAAUAUUUUAAAGUGUUUUUCUUUUGUUGACAUUUUAAUGUAAUUGAUUUUUAUUAAAUGAAUUUUAAUGUCAACAUGCUGUUAUCUAUGCGCUUUAUUGUUAAUGGAAGAAAAUACUGAAUCACAUUGGAUGUAGAAUGUUUUAACUUUUUGGUACUAGUAUUUUUUUAAUUGUUUUCAGAAAUAUAGGUGUGAAAAAGCUCAUUUCUUUUCCGGAAAUGAGUACCAAAUUUGAUACACUGUUUAGAUCAUUAGAAAAAAAUAAAAUAUUGAUCAGGGACAAAACAAUAAUUAUAUUAGUUGUGUGAAAUCACUUUGAGCUUGAGGUAGAAAAUUAUACUUCCGAAAUGAUCGCCCCUAAUUGGCCGAUGAUAGAGGAACAUUGUGAGAACAUUGUAUUUAAAAGAAAGACAAUCAAUGAGUCAUUAUAAAUCAAAUGUUAAAAAACAAAUAGCAGUUGUAAUCUUCCUGUCUUUUUAUAUAAAAUGUUUCUAUCUGAAUGGGUUUUUUUGUGUGUGAAUUUUACUAUAGUUUUGCAAAAGGAGAUGGUUUGGAGUAGAUUUCCUAAAUGUUUUAAGCUGUAAAUAAAUCUUUGAAUGCAUGUUUGAAGGAUGACAAUACUGAGGAGACGUUUGGACAGUUAAUGAUGAAGGGAUGCCAUAGUAAAGUGUCAGCAAUGCAAAACAAUCAAAAUUAAUCACUAUCAUUUUUUGGAACAUGUUAACAAACGAAUAAUAUUUAUGUAUUUAUAGUUUAAUAUCAGUAGAAGUUAUAUGGUACAUGCAAAGUUCUUUUCAUUUUAAUCUUAAUUCAUUGUAUUGAUCAAUGGCAACAUAACACGCAUACUUGUUCAAAAUAAAAAUAUAUAUUUCAA